This is a messenger RNA of Bombus huntii, 2053 nucleotides long. Its product is annotated as venom serine protease Bi-VSP-like. Gene Ontology annotation, biological process: proteolysis. The transcript is spliced from 5 exons. Gene Ontology annotation, molecular function: serine-type endopeptidase activity. The coding region runs from base 926 to 1435 and encodes 169 amino acids. NCBI's taxonomy places the organism in Eukaryota, Metazoa, Arthropoda, Insecta, Hymenoptera, Apidae. The record is from RefSeq and is a predicted model, not a curated record.
AGCGCGAGUGGAGAAACAGAAACAUAUGAGCUUAACACCGUAAUACUCUUAUCAUAGAAAUAGAAGCAGUCCUCAAUUCCCGCCCGCUAACUCCUAUCUCCACCGAUCCAAAUGAUCUCCUAGCCCUCACUCCCGGACAUUUCCUCAUUGGCGAUUCAUUAAUGUGCUUACGUGAUCGAGAUUUCAGAGACAUUCCAUCGAACCGACUCUCCAAAUGGCAGCAUAUCCAACAGCUUAAACAACAUUUUGGAACCGCUGGCAUAAGGAGUAUUUGAACGAGCUAACCAACCGCAAUAAAUGGAGCAAGGGUGGACACAGCAUCCAAAAGGGCACAAUCGUCAUCCUCAGAGAGGACAACGUUCCCUCCAUGCAUUGGCUUCUGGGCCGAGUUAUCAAGGUUCAUCCAGGCGCCGAUGGUGUCAUCCGGACAGCUACAGUUCAGACGGCAAAGAGCAUUUUGGAUCGGGGCGUCAAAAGGCUUGUCCCACUGCCAAUUCAACCCGAUCUCGAGAAACCCGAACAACUAGCCAUCGAGACGAAAUAAGAUGGGAACCUCAACCACACCUCGCUAGUUUGAUCGGUACCCUCUCAACGGGGGGAGAAUGUUACGCCAUGCGGCUUACCAUAGGUCAUAUUCUUAACUAUCGAUCGCGGCACUAUAAUGUCGCAGACGGAUCGUCGCGUCUGCCCGGCAAACAAACAUUGUAGUGGCAAGCGCAUGGUUCAUUAAGCAGGGCGACUUCCAGAAACGUCGACUCGUGGCCCGUAUUUUACCUCGCUGUAAAAGAAUGUGGCGUGAUCCGAACGUAGUGGGGGUCGCCUUCCAGAAAAAACGAAAAAAAAUCGAAAGGCGUUCAGAACUUUUCGAGAAGUCGAACCGUCAACACAUGUGAGUAUUUGUACGUAUGUACUUAUCGUCUGCUGUAUGAUCGAAUAUCGAAUAGGCGCUUGGCCAUGGAUCGCUGCAUUAGGUUUUCGUAAUCCCCGAAACCCAGACAAACCACUAUGGAAGUGCGGAGGUUCCCUGAUAUCGGCUAGGCAUGUUUUGACCGCAGCACAUUGUGCACAUAUGGAUGGAAUAGAAAACAUACACAAUCAUAAUAUUGUCAUUCUUAGAUUGGUGGAGGAGGUGCCAUUUUCGAGGUACGUAUAUCCCAUUUGUACGAAAGAGCCCCUACGAAAGAGCAACUUCGUCGGCUAUAACCCCCUUGUUGCUGGAUGGGGAGCAUUAAGAUAUAGACGACCACGACGUAAUGCAUUAAUGGAAGUACAAAUGCCAGUGAUUAAGAACGCCGAAUGCAAAAUAGCUUAUUCCAAAUUUCCUAAUGCACCUGAUAUCACUGAUGGUAUAAUAUGCGCCGAACAUGCUCAGGGUGGAGAGGAUUCUUGUACGGUAAUUAAGUUACAGAGUUACUACAAACUAUACGGUAUCUGAAGACACGUCGAUUCGAAUUAACAUCAAAUCGACGUCUUAAACAUUAAAAAUAAUAGAUAAACACAAUUUAAUAGUUUUGCCCACUUCUCACACCUCGUUAUGGUAUUUAAUCUAAUUUCCUUCUAAUCUUAGUUUUGCUCAAAAUACAUAUAACAUGUACGUUAUAAAUUGGAGUAUUUCAAUACACAAAUCAAUAGAAGAUUAUUACUGUAUAUAAGUAUAAUUUCAAUACAAUUCGAUCGAUAUAUUUCAGUGUCUUUGAUUAAAAAUUUAACGAUCCUUUCAGGCUGACCGCGGCGGACCACUGCUGAUACAACAUGAAUUAACCUCGUAUUUAAUAGGUAUUGUGUCUUAUGCUUAUAAGUGCGGCACAGCUGGGUAUCCCAGCGUUUACACUAGGGUCACAUCGUACCUUGACUUCAUUCUCCAAGCGAUGCAAUAAUAUGAUAUUACUGUUCCAUAAAUAUCAUUGUGUAAAAAACGUAAAGUUGGAUUUUCUUAUUGUGGAGAUAAGAAACAGCUCAAAUUUACAUUGUUUUGUACGUUACAAAUUAUAGGCUUAAAAUGUACGAAAUGUAACUUUGAAACGACACUAAUUUUUUACGCACGAUAAACCUC